AUGGCCGGGUAUCUCGAGACCCAGGGAGGUAACGAUAAAAUGGGGGGCAAGCAGGUCGUGCACGACGUUGAAGAUCCACCCCCAGAGUCGGUGCCCACGUUCAGGGCUGUUAGUCCUGAUGAUGGACAAAUCGUGACCCAGCAGGAGCGACAGAGUCUGAUCCGAGGACUAUCGCAGCGUCAUGUUCAAAUGAUUGCGAUCGCCGGUGCCAUUGGAACAGGACUGUUUCUCGGCCUCGGCGGUUCGAUCGCCACAGGUGGUCCUCUAGGUGCCCUUUUAGGCUAUUUGUUUGUCGGAACCAUUGUCUGCGCCAUUCAAUUUGCUCUCGGAGAGGUCUCUGCCUUGCUACCAGUGACUGGUUCAUUCGUGCGUCAUGCAGAGGUGCUUAUCGACCCGGCUUUGGCCUUUGCGGUCGGAUGGAACAUCGUUUACGGAUGCUUCCUGAGUGUGCCCAGUGAGAUUUCCGCCGCUGUGGUCUUGAUUCAGUACUGGACUGAUAUCAAUGCUGCGGUGUGGGUGACGAUUCUCAUUGUAAUUUCCGUGGCCGUUGCCAUAUCAUUCAUUGGUGUGUAUGGCGAGGUGGAAUUCAUCUUUGCCAUUCUGAAGAUCCUGCUGGUCAUCUUCGUUGUGAUCCUUGGUCUAGUCAUUGAUCUAGGUGGUAUUCCAGGCAAGCCUCGAUUGGGAUUCCACUAUUGGAAAGAUCCAGGCCCAUUCGUUGAAUACAUCGCCACGGGCAGUCUGGGGAAAUUCCUCGGAUUCUGGGCAGUCAUGACAAACGCAGUCUACUCCUUUGCUGGUGUGGAGUCUCUAGCCAUGGCCGCUGCGGAAACAAAAAAUCCACGUCACAACAUCCCCAAAGCUUGUAAACGAGUCUUUGCACGUGUCACAAUCUUCUAUCUAGCAGCAGUCCUGGUGGUCGGCAUGCUAGUGUCGAGCGCCGAUGAUCGGCUCAGCGACGAUUCAGGCACUGCGGCGCAGAGUCCUUUCGUGAUCGCUGCCAGUGAUGCUGGAAUUAAAGCCAUUCCAUCUAUUGUCAAUGCUGUCUGUCUGACUUCCGCCUGGUCUGCUUCGAACCAGAGUAUUUUGGCGGGAACCAGAACGCUCUAUGGUCUUGCGAUCAAAGGCCACGCCCCCAAGAUCUUCCUCCGAACUACCAAGUGGGGAGUGCCGUAUAUGUGUGUGCUGCUUCAGAUAACCUUCUCUCUUUUGGCCUACAUGUGUGUUUCGAACAGCGCUUUGACCGUCUUCUGGUGGUUUGUUGAUCUCACGGCUGCGGGAACUUUGGUGUCCUGGAUCUGUGUUGCCCUGAAUCAUAUUCGCUUGUUGCAAGCAUUGAAGAAGCAGGGUAUCUCGCCGGAUGCUCUGCCAUGGCAUAACUGGAUCACAAGAUACACGAGCUGGUUCGCUCUAGUCUCAUGCACCAUCAUUCUGCUCACAGGUGGAUUUACCGUAUUCACGAAAGGCAACUGGGACCCGGCCUCUUUUGUCUCGAGCUAUCUCGAUAUUCCACUCGUGCUCUGUGCAUAUGGAGGUUACAAGCUGAUUCGUCGGACAAAGAUCGUCCCUCUAGAUAUGGUCCCACUCCGCCAGGCUCUGGACGAGGCAGAAAACGACCCGGAGAACGUGCCUCUCACGAAAGACAGCCUCUUGUCGAAGCUGAACAUUUUAUGGGGUUGA
Penicillium daleae is the source of this 1677-nucleotide messenger RNA. RefSeq lists its product as uncharacterized. Gene Ontology annotation, molecular function: amino acid transmembrane transporter activity. Gene Ontology annotation, cellular component: membrane. NCBI's taxonomy places the organism in Eukaryota, Fungi, Ascomycota, Eurotiomycetes, Eurotiales, Aspergillaceae. Gene Ontology annotation, biological process: amino acid transmembrane transport. The coding region runs from base 1 to 1677 and encodes 558 amino acids. The transcript has 5 exons. The record is from RefSeq and is a predicted model, not a curated record.